Messenger RNA from Linnemannia hyalina, 243 nucleotides. The record is from the annotation of a GenBank genome assembly. Lineage: Eukaryota; Fungi; Mortierellomycota; Mortierellomycetes; Mortierellales; Mortierellaceae.
AUGGAUAGCGCUGAGCAAGAGCAGGAGGCGGUGUACGGUGAAUUGAAUAACUGGACGAUGUUUCAUGACGCCGCGAACGACAUUUCGUAUGUUAUGAAUCCUGAAACGGUGGACAAGGCUGAAUACCAAAAGGCCGUAGAUGCUGGCAAGGAGCAGCACAUCGAGUUUCUGAAGAAGAAUUGUAAUUUCACAGUUCAACCAAAGCAUCUUUUCAACAAAGAGAAGUGGGUCUAUAGGAAGUAA